Molecule: messenger RNA, 3567 nt
Organism: Mercenaria mercenaria
Lineage: Eukaryota; Metazoa; Mollusca; Bivalvia; Venerida; Veneridae
Exons: 3
Coding region: 675-1163 (162 amino acids)
Biological process (GO): negative regulation of signaling receptor activity
Cellular component (GO): plasma membrane
Molecular function (GO): type 1 cannabinoid receptor binding
Source: RefSeq, a predicted model, not a curated record
CAAUUUAGUAAUGUGGUAUUUGAGUAUGCAGUUAGUUUAUUAAAUAAUUGAAAAAUAUUCUUUAUCUCUCAUAUCAUUUGUCUGUUCAAACAGUUGGAUGACAAUAACAAAAUACUUCUGUAUUUAUGCGCUUUAUCAAAUAAUAACGAUUAUAGUCUGAUUACACGGGAGUUAAUACGGACUACUUUGGCUUAAUGAUUAGCUUGUGCGAUGAUAAUGUUUUUAGGAAGUUAAAUGACCGUCGCAAUAUAACAUAAACACAGUAAGUACACUGACCUACAUAUCAACACUCGUAAAUUAUCUUUCAAGUAUCAAGUGACAAUAAACAUUAUUUACAAGUUACAUAGUUAAUAAAUCAAUACAAACGUCGUUUAUAGAUAGUAAAGACUUAAAAGAGGAAAUAAGAAGGAAUAGAUGUUGUUUACGAACUAAAAUAAACGGAUUUUGUAAUGAUAAUUAAGAAGCAUCCUCGUAUAUAUACAUGUGCUUUUUUUGAUCAUGUGUCAGAUCAGUGGAUUACAGGGCAACCAUGCAGCUGAAUGAUAAUAUGUAAAUGACUACAAUCUUGCGUAAUUUAAUCAAGGAAUUAACUGAUAUAAGGUUUCGGAUUUUACCAUGUGUGCUGUACUUAAAACACGACCAUUUCUAUGUGACGAAAAUAGUAUUGAUUGAUAAUGGAGACAGACUUUAAAUUAACUGUUCGGAUUAAUGCGCGCGAAACUGGGGAUGCCGUCUGCUUUAAACACGAUGGACAAAGGUUCGAGCAGAUGCACACAGUCAAACUGAACGCCAACACCGAAUAUGAACUCAUUUUUACGCUGCAUCCGGCCCAAUAUAUCGAAAAACUAUUGAUAGACGGAGAACAUCAUAAGGUGGAGAUUUGCCAUGACGACAAGGACGAGUACGAAGAUAUUAGAACGUAUAAAACGCAUUACGAAACAGUUGGCUAUGAUGUCUGUAAAAGAGGAAAAAGAAAGGAAUUGCUUCUUGUUCUGGAGCUGGAAAACGGAGUGUAUAUGAAGAUAGCCAUACAGUGUAAGCUGUAUAAAGCUGGAGAGACUAACCAUUCGCACUGGGGUCAGAAACUGGCCGGUCUAGAACUUGGUUGUAAGAUGGAAGAAGGCCACAAUUAUGUACAGGUCCUAAAGGAAAAAUACUACUGAAAAAUCCUGCGAUUUAGUGCCGUGUGAAGAACAGACUGGUAUGUCUGGUUCAGAAUUUCUGAAAGUCUUUACACAGUUAGAUCGCUAAAUGUCGACAUUGCUAAACGUCGAAUCAUUCUGUUCCGUAGACGCGUUUUGAAAGCAGACAAAGUUUGCAGUGAUUGUUUGUAGCAAAACGUGGUUACUCUUUUCCAUAUGCAUGAUAAUGCAAGCAUUAUGUACAGUUAUUUAUAUUAGAGUGCAUCUUAAUUAACAGUUGCAUUUUCGUAACUGGGAGAUUUCGUAGCUUUAAGUCAUGUGCAAUGUAACUUUAUACAUGUAUAAUGUUAUAAUAAUUUGAUAUUGUGCAUUCUACUUGAUUUUUACCUAACUGAGGCUCUUAGCCAUAGAGUUAAACGUUUGUGGUAAAUGUGGUUGUAACAUCCUCAUUUGAAGGACACAUUGUUACUUGUUUGGAAAUGGUUAAUAAAAUCUAUGGGAAGACUUUUUGAAAGCAUAGAAUGCAACUGAACGGAAAAUAGCACACAUGGUUCAACACAUAAUCAAAGUGUGGGGAUACCUUUUACGGCCACCACCUGACAUUUAAAGAAUGCUUAUAACUGGUAAUAAAAUAUAUAAGAAAAUACUUUGGAAAUAUAGAAUGUGAGCAUGUUGAGCCACCUACGACAUCAUGCUUUCAAAAUGCGGAACACCCUUCCCUUGCAACGUUCUAACUUAUACAAUCCGCAUUAUAUUUCGACUUUGUCGUUUUAACAAGUAAUGAACUACUGAGGGUAGGGUGUUGCCAGGGACUUUUUGAUGACAUAAGUCAAUUAACCUGCUACGUAAUCAAUAUCAUUUGACAAAUAAUUUCAGCCAACUAUUUGAUUAGGAGUUUCGAGUUCUUGUAGGAGUACACCAGAGAAACUUGAGUAUUUAUCACCCCAGUAGGUGUGGUCUGGUGACAAACUCUGUACAGCAACGUCAUCACCUGAAAUAUGUUAAAAAGAUUUUCAAAAUUAUCAAUGAACGUACAUGAAUCCUAUGUAACCGUUUUACUUCGAAGAAACAGUGUAUGGUACUAGUACAUGUGUAUCUCCUUAGGAUACAACCAUUCGAUAUAUCAGACAUUCAUUUCAGAACACAAUGCUAACAGUUUGUCAAUGGACAUGGUAUCUCACCUUUCUGCAGUUGGACGAUAACGGUUUGUGUUGCAGAUCCGUGACGAUUGUCCGUGCCUCUCUCGAACAUCCUGACUACAUCAGAUCCAUUGAUUUCAAUUGCAACUGCAAAGUCUGCAUUUUGUCCGGAUAAUAUUGUAGUCGAAAACAUGUACAACCCAGAGACAGGUGCGACGAAAAGACCAUGAUGGUUAUUGUAGCCAUUGCCAAUAUUGGUGAUGACGUCAGAGAAUACGAUGUUCUGAUGGACGCCAAUAUGUUCGACAUUCAGUUGAUCAAGGGUAGCUGAGAAAGCUACUACCGUGCCGUCAUAAGAUUGCCUCCGACCUAUUUAGAUAAAUGAACUCUUGUAAGUUUUAAUGAUAGACGUUCUGGACAUAUUUGUAGGAUAUAGUGUAAGACUUGGCCUAAUAAAUUACCGCAAACAAUUCAGUUUUCACCUCAGUCCCAUUAAAGCUGCAAUUACCCGCGAACAUGUCAGUUGUGCGACAUUGGUGAUCUUGGACCGAUAGUGGAUAAGCCUAGCAGCCACACAAUAAGACUUAUCCUUGACUAGUCAACAGAUUGACAGAACUACUGUACGCAAGAUAUUGAGGGAUUUGCCGAGUGACCAUCAAAGACUACCUACGAUUGUCAAGGACGGCUGGCAGUGCGACUGGUUGUGACUGGUCGUAACUGGUUUAGACUUAUUAUGCAACUGAUUCAUGACUCCUCAGUCAAAAAAGGUGUUUGAUACAAACUGAUAAUCUAUAGACCAUAUUGAGAUUAUCGUGAGUAUGCAAAAUGAGUUAUUCGGUUCUUCUCACACAACCAUUAAAUGGCCGAUACAUGUAUUUGUUAAAUGUUCUGGUGACGGUUUAUGUGUUUCUAUCAAUACAUGAAGGAACUCGCAGCUUUCUUAUUUGUACAAUUCAUGCCUCCAUUUCGAUAUCGACACCAUACUGUUUCCGGCCCAAAACUUACUUCGAUUUUUAACAAUACUUUAAAUUGAAAUUUCUAUUAAUGUAUAUAUUGUGCAUAUGAUAUCUAUCAAUGUCCAGUUUGUCCUAAAAUUAGCGGUAUACGACCUAGCAUUAAAUCAUACAUAGUCAAAAAGUCCGUAUUUUCCUCCUCGAUAUAGGUAGAGAUCUGUCUCUGGUCAUUUUAUUUUUUGUAACUUUUAUGUUAACAUUUUUAUCUUAUUUUUAUCUUUACAUCUUUAUUCAUUAUUAUUAUGUUGUUAUUAUUAUUAUUAUUAUUAUUAU